AUGUACAAGCUACCAGCAAGAACAAAACUUCCUGAGUCUUUACGGGACUGGUAUUCACCUGAAUACAAAGAAAAGACACAUGAAGAACCAUCUGCCAUAUCUAACAAACUUUUGGAAUCAUUAACAGUAUCAGAUGAAAUGAACAACUAUGUACAAAAAAUAACAUGUAAACAGUCAGAGUCACCGGUAUGGCAUGAUGUACGUUCUGGGAGAGUCACUGCUUCAACUGCCCAUGAUGUUCUUCACACAAACAUGUAGAAACCUGCUGAAUCUCUGAUAAAAAAAAUCUGCAAGAAAUCAAUUGUUUGUCACACAACUGUUCCCUCCUUAAAGUGGGGAAUAGAAAAUGAAAAGAAAGCUCUACAUGAUGCUCAUGUAAGGCAUGAGGAAAAUCACUCCAACUUUUCAAUUAGUUUCUCAGGAAUACAGCUUCAUCCCAAACAUCCAUAUAUUGGUGCAUCUCCAGAUGCGAUAUUUAUAUGUCAGUGUCAUGAAAUCAAAUGGCUGAUAGAAGUAAAAUGUCCAUACUCAAAACGGUACAUGUUUGUCAGUAAAAGAAGCUGCUAAUGACAAGUCAUUUUGUCUUGAUUGUGAACUGAAUCUGAAGCAAGGACACAAGUACUAUAUUCAAAUACAAAUCCAGUUGUUUGUUUUUGAUUUGCAAGAAUGUGAAUUUAUUGUUUGGACUCCACAGUGGAUGCAUAGAGAAAUUGUGUCAUAUAAUGGAGAAUUUAUUAAAAAUUCAAUUCCAGUUAUAGAACAAUUCUUCAAAAGAUAUAUCAUUGCAGAAUUAUUGAUAAGAAGGCUGGAGAAUAAAGAUGAACUGCCAGUUCCGACACGAAAACAUUAUUGUGUUUGCAUUUCAGAGUACACGUACAGCAGUGAGACUUGGAUUGGAUGUGACUCUAAAAACUGCAAAGGGGAGUGGUUUCAUUACAAAUGUGUUGGUGUUAAAAGACCUCCAAAGGGAUGCUGGUAUUGGCCAUCAUGUAAAAAAUCAAAAGGCAAGAAAAGGAAACACAAAGAAAAAUAG
Molecule: messenger RNA, 1033 nt
Organism: Paramuricea clavata
Lineage: Eukaryota; Metazoa; Cnidaria; Anthozoa; Malacalcyonacea; Plexauridae
Source: the annotation of a GenBank genome assembly